AUGAUGCUAACCCUUCCCAACGAACUUCUCCUGGCUAUCUCUACUCAUGUUGAGAGGCUCCCCGAUGGCCUGCAAAUGCUCUGUGGUCUUUCAUUAGUCCAUCCACAAUUACAUGCCUUGUUGAAGCCACGUCUUGACAGGGGACAGUCCCUUGCGCGUGCUAUCCAAUCUGACGACCUGGAGAGCAUCCAGCAAUGUCUUUCCAGGCAAAGCCUCUUUGAUCACCACCUCUGGCUGGCUGUGCAGUAUGCAUCGGUGGAAACGGUCCAUCUCCUGUUACAACACGGGGUUGACAUCAACUACACGUACAGCGACGAGAGCAUAUCGGUCCUUCACGAGGCCGUUGCCCGGGGAAACAUCGAGAUCGUCGAAGCGCUUCUCAACACCAGCCCAUUGCUCGACGUGAACGUCUGGACACAAGACGAAUACUACGCCGAAUCGGCGUAUUCACUCGCCAACCGAUGCAACCAUGAAGACAUCUCCCAGCUCCUGAUUGACCACGACGCCCGCGCUUUGCCUGUCCCUCGUGGAUGGAAGGACCGGCCGAUGAAGGACGCGAUUGAAUCCCGCAAUUCAGCACAGCUGGAAUCAUUAAUUGCUCGCUUUUUCAUCCGGCGAGAUGCCUUUAGUUUGGCGAUUCGAAAAUAUCACCUGCAGCGCGAUAUCGAGGCCGCGUGCACUGCUAACUGGGUCCAGGGUGUUGAGCUCUUCCUUCUGUCUUACAGCGAGAUAGAUAUUCGUCCGCUCUUCUGCCGAUCCCUUCGGCGCGGGCAUUCGGCCAUGGCUGAAUCCUUCCUCAACCAGGGUGUGUUAUCCAGUCUAUCAGACGAACAAGCCGGGAAUGCGAUCAACUGGUGUACACGGAAUGGAUUGGUCAAUCCCCUCCGCCAUCUGUUUAUGAAAGAGGAAUGGAAACCAAGCAAAAUAGAGGGUUAUUUUUCUCUUCUCUCAUGGGCUGCACAGGGGGGCCAUAUUGCCGUCAUCGACCUGCUGCACGAAAUGCAGCCAGAAUGCAAAACACCCGAUGCACUAUACGAGCUUUUCUUCCUGGCGGUCUUGCACCAUCACUCCAUGGCUGCCGUCGAGCUUCUAUCACGCGGUGCUCCCUUUGAACCGCCAACUGAGAAGUCCUCGCUGUUAACUAGUGGGAAGACCGUUUUCCAUCGGGCUAUUUGCAAGAACGAUGUCUCACUCGCGAAUGCUCUGCUCUUACACGGUGCUAACGUCGAAACCCGGAUCAGCAGUAGCCCCAUCAAACGGAAAAAAGCACCUACUGCUAUACAGUAUUGUCUUGCAAAAGAACAGUACGAGAUGGCAGAGGUCUUGCUCGAACAUGGCGCCGUUCUCGUGCUGGACAGACGGAGAUACAGGAUCAAUAUGAAAACAGUCGUUUCAGCGGGGUGUGUGCGGCUGGUAGAGAGGAUCCUGGAGGCAUAUAAAGACAGAACGGAGGAGAUCUUUGAUCCGGCCUCUUUCCAGAUCGCCGUUGAGAGGGGGGAUAUUAGAAUGGUGGAGGUUCUGACCAGAUCCGGGUGGAAAAGAUGA
Molecule: messenger RNA, 1545 nt
Organism: Penicilliopsis zonata CBS 506.65
Lineage: Eukaryota; Fungi; Ascomycota; Eurotiomycetes; Eurotiales; Aspergillaceae
Exons: 1
Coding region: 1-1545 (514 amino acids)
Molecular function (GO): protein binding
Source: RefSeq, a predicted model, not a curated record